GCCGCACCGCUGGGGCCGAUAUUAAUGCGGCCACGCGCGGGGGCGUCAUCGCCCCGCGAUUCGCUGUUAAUGAAGGCUUCAAACUCUUGAGCGACGGGCCAUGGAAGCGCAAGGUUCGUGCGAUUGACGACUUCACGGCCAGCUGGGUCAACAGUGCUUCCGCGCCGCUCGUGGCCAUGUCUGCAGACACCCUGGACGCGCCAGCAGCGACGGCGCGGCUAGCCGCAGCGGACAGCGCCAGGGCGCUGCUGCGGCUGAACAAAUCGGAUUUCGUCGGCGCAUACAAGACGCCGCCGCUUCACUCCGAUGCGCUGAAACACGCGGGGACCCUCAAGUGCUUGCAAUUGUUCGCGCGCCCUUUCGGCGCGAAGGCGUCCGGCUUCCAGUGGGAGCGCCUCGGGCACGCCAUCCGUCGCAUCCUGGCGGUUUUAUUUUACGUGGGCAGGGGGAGGUACGUGGACGUCACCUUCUCCGUUAACCGCGAGUGCCCACCGCGGGCCGGUCAGCGCGCAGGGCCCGCCGGCGAGGCCGAUGUCAACCGCCGGGUAAUCGAGGAUUUGCUGGGGUGGGCCCUGGACCACGACAAAGAGCGCGCCGGCGCGGAAGAGCGCGCCGGUGCUGGACCAUUG
Molecule: messenger RNA, 629 nt
Organism: Prorocentrum cordatum
Lineage: Eukaryota; Dinophyceae; Prorocentrales; Prorocentraceae
Source: the annotation of a GenBank genome assembly